AUGUAAAAUUAAUAAUAAUAACAAAUGCCCACUGUUUAGAUGUAUCCUUCUCCUGUACCUCAGCAGCCCUUAUUUAUCUAAGAUGUGAAGGUUGAUAACUAAAUAUUAGCUACUUCUCCAUAACCUACAUAAGCCUACUGUAGUACUUGUAAUAAAAAUAUUGUUACUGAAAUAAAAACUUAAUCAGGAUGUGGCACUUUUACAUGUGCAGUCAUAUUUGGUUUUGUUGCAGGAUUAUGUUGUAUUCCGUUUUGCACAGAUAGGUGUAAAAAUAAAAUACAUAGUUGUCCUACUUGCAAAAAUACACUCGGAUAUUGUGAAUAUAAAUUUUGUUGA
Messenger RNA from Tetrahymena thermophila SB210, 336 nucleotides. RefSeq names its product LITAF-like zinc ribbon domain protein. The record is from RefSeq and is a predicted model, not a curated record. Gene Ontology annotation, molecular function: zinc ion binding. NCBI's taxonomy places the organism in Eukaryota, Ciliophora, Oligohymenophorea, Hymenostomatida, Tetrahymenidae. The transcript has a single exon.